Molecule: messenger RNA, 1095 nt
Organism: Aspergillus mulundensis
Lineage: Eukaryota; Fungi; Ascomycota; Eurotiomycetes; Eurotiales; Aspergillaceae
Exons: 1
Coding region: 1-1095 (364 amino acids)
Biological process (GO): canonical NF-kappaB signal transduction
Source: RefSeq, a predicted model, not a curated record
AUGGACCCGGAAGAUGAUAAACCGCGCUCACUGAAUAACGACCGCAACCCCAACGCCGAAUCCAACCCUACCGCUCAUAAAGUCGACGAUUAUGCGGCCCACAGCAAAAGCAAAGGGAAAUUCCGCUUCAAACCCUCAAAAUCAAAAUCUAGCUCUGGAUCUUCACGACACGAAUCCCACAGACAUAGUCGCAGUCAUAAACACCGAUCCGAUGACCGCGACCACGAUCGCAGCUACCGGCGACACAAACGUCGCAGAACCGCAACUCCACGUUCUCCCUCCCCCGGCACAGUACCUUCUUACCCAGGCGCUCCGUUAUCUCCCAACACCGCGUUCCGUGAAUCUCUCUUCGACGCGCUAGGUGACGACGAAGGUGCUGCGUUCUGGGAAUCUGUUUACGGACAGCCUAUACACUCAUUCGCUGCUCCACUGGGACAUAACAACGGCAAUGGAGAUGGACGCAGCGAACUCGAUCAAAUGGACGAAGAGGAAUAUGCGGCGUACGUGCGCGGCGAGAUGUGGAAGCGGUCGCGAGAAGGUAUGCUUGAAGAGCAGGAGCGCAUCAGGGCAGAGAAAAAGGCGCGGGCCCGUGCUGAAAAGGCCGCUAGGGAGCAGGAAGAGAGGAGGAAGUUUGAGAGGGCGAUGGAGGAUAGCUUACGGCGGGGCAGAGAGAGGAAGAAGAUAAAGGAGGCUUGGAAGGGGGUAUGGGAGAGCUACAUUAGUUCUUGGGAGAAGAUUGAAGAGGCACGGAAGAAGAGCCCAAGCGGAGGUGAAGAUGGAGGGCAAAGAAACACUGUGCGGAAUCUACUCUUCUGGCCCGUGGAGUCGGGUAAAAGGAGGGAUGUUAACAGAGAGAAUGUGGAGGAGUUUAUGCGUCGGGCUCCCCCUCCACCGCAGCCUUCUGGUUCUGAUGCUCGAAACGACGCUACUACAGAUGAUUCACUGCUAUCUACGCUAAAGGCUGAGCGGGUUCGAUGGCACCCGGACAAAAUUCAGCAUCGGUAUGGCGCAUUGGGAAUUGACGAGUCUGUUAUGCGCAGUGUUACGGAAGUCUUUCAGAUUAUUGAUCGCUUGUGGAACGAGUUGAAGAAGUGA